AUGCGCAAAGGCCAUUUCCACAUUCGACUCCUUAACGAAAUGCCUGUGGUCGACCCCUAUCACCAACGAGUCAAGCUGCGACUCUACCUAUCCGCAAUUUGCCCCACCAUGUACGGAUCGGAGACUCGAGCAGCACCAUCUACGGUGAUGGAGAGGCUUGAUAGCGCGGAAAGGAAGCUGCUUAGACGGCUGCUUGGCUACUUUGGGCCUAGGGCAUGCCACAAUGAAAAGCUUUACGCGGAAGUCGAUGUGGUGUACCGGCAGAUGAUACGUGCAAGAUAUCAACACCUCGGACCGCCAUCGAAAGUGGCUACAGAAAAUCGCUUUCGCUUCCUUGGUCAUAUAAUAAGGAGAUCAGCAGAUCGCCUUGUUCAAUGA
Necator americanus (New World hookworm) is the source of this 378-nucleotide messenger RNA. RefSeq lists its product as uncharacterized. The record is from RefSeq and is a predicted model, not a curated record. The transcript has a single exon. Bases 1 to 378 code for a protein of 125 amino acids. NCBI's taxonomy places the organism in Eukaryota, Metazoa, Nematoda, Chromadorea, Rhabditida, Ancylostomatidae.